Messenger RNA from Oncorhynchus gorbuscha (pink salmon), 3474 nucleotides. RefSeq names its product trace amine-associated receptor 13c-like. The record is from RefSeq and is a predicted model, not a curated record. Gene Ontology annotation, cellular component: membrane. The transcript is spliced from 3 exons. Lineage: Eukaryota; Metazoa; Chordata; Actinopteri; Salmoniformes; Salmonidae. Gene Ontology annotation, molecular function: G protein-coupled receptor activity. Bases 499 to 1686 code for a protein of 395 amino acids. Gene Ontology annotation, biological process: G protein-coupled receptor signaling pathway.
GAGACUGAGGGGGAAAGAGACUGAGAGAGAAGCUGCUGUGUGUGGACUGUGGCUUGCAGCUGCAAUUGUGGAAGAGCGAGAAAGCGUGCUCAUGUGAGAGAGACUUAGAGACUACCAGAGAGAGAGAGAGAGAGAGAGAAAACAAAAGAGGGUGAGAGAGACACAGACAGAGAUGGAGAAGGCUGAAGUAAAUAAAGAAUGCAAGAAAGACUGUACAGUGACGCAGUGCUUCUCUGUCUACUUUAGGUGUACGAAUUCUGUGGAGGCAGCGUGAUACAAGGACUAUACAUUUCCUGUCUCCUUUCAGACGGAUUUACUCCGAAAAGGGCAUCAAUGACCAUUGGACCAUAUACUUCUCCACAAUAUUGCAGGCACUAAAGGUGGACUUUUAACAAGUGCAGUGACAAUGCAGGAGCAUCUCUCAGUCCAGCACAUGGGCACCAGGAGCACAAAGUUCUCCUAGUAGUGAGGUUUGUCCUGGGCCUCGUCCAGACUACCAUGACUGACCUCCUGGCCAACCUGAGUGUUCCAUGGGGCACACAGGCGAUUGUGUGCCCCAACCUGACAGCAGCUGCCCUGGUUGUGCCGGGGUCAGGCAAGUCUCUGGCCCCCUUCUGCACCUUCUGCUGCUGUGGCCUGCUGAACCGUACCCUGGCCGUGGUGUUUAUGGUCAGUCUGGCCUUCGCCAUAGUGGUGGGCAAUGUGGUCACGCUCACCGUCUUCAUGCAGACAAGACAGGUCCGUACACCACAGGGAUACCUCAAAGUCUCUCUGGCCAUAGCGGACAUGAUGGUUGGAGUGCUGGUGGUUCCUUUCUCUGUCUACACUGAGAUCUCUCUGAUGGUGACCAGCUCCUCUCCUGUCUGGUACCAGGGGGGCACUGACCCCUCCAUGGGGGGCCUGGUGGGACCCUGGCAGCCCUGCAUGCUGAUUGGUCCAGUCUUCGCUGGCUGUACGUUUGUCUCCAUCAGUACUAUUUUCCUGAUGACGGUAGAGCGCUGUGUGGCCAUCUUAUGGCCCCUACAUAAGGACCACCUGGUGACACGGAGACGCACCCUGUUUCUCAUCCUCUUCUCCUGGGCAGGCAGUUACCUUCUGGCCCUAGCCCCCCUCAUCCUCAGCAACAACUUCACACUGGAGUACAGUGAGUGCAGCCGGAUGUGUAACUAUGUCCCCCUGUGGGAUGGAGUCACUCUGCCCUCUGACGCCAACAUCCUCCUACUGUUCCCCGUGUUUGACUUUACGCUGCUGGGCGGCACCCUGAUAUUCAACAUCCUGUCCUUCACCAGUAUCCGCCGCUACACACGCAAACGUAAGCUCAUGUCAGAGGGGAAUGUGGGGGUCGAGGGAGGGGGAGGCGGCUGCCAACAUAGACCCUCCUUCUCUGACAUCAAGGCUGCCAAGACGAUCAGCAUUCUGACGUUUGCCUUCACUGCUUCCUUCACCCCCAUCGCUGUGUUUGUGCUGGGCAACGUGGUGGGCUUCACCUGGUGCAACUUCUCCUUUGUAGCCUUCUGGAUCCUGACUGGGAACAGCUGCUGUAAUGUGAUAAUAUACAGCGUGAGAGACCAUCGCUUCAGGAAAGGAGUGACUCUGCUUUUUCAGAGGGAGCAUUCACCUACCCACGGGGAGAAAGGCGGAGCUACCCCCCCCACUCACCUUGUGACUACAACCCCACCUCCUUAAACUAUUUUGAAAAGACAACCAGUGCCCUUUUCUUUAACUUUACUAUGGAGAGGGGUUUCAUCAGCAUUUAACUUCAGGUUUAAAAAAAAAUUUUUUUCACUGUGUCUAAAUAAUGAAAGAUAACUGUAGCUACCCUAUGUGGGAUCUAGUAGUUGCCAGCAUCAUUUAAAUCAUAUGACUCAAGCCGUCUCAUUGGACUAGGUGAGAUAUCUGUGGGGGAUAUCUUAAUAACAUGCACUUUAUCAUAGAGAUGUAAGUAAUGCAUGGUUUUCAUUUGUUUCGUGACUGUCCAGAAACACGUUAAUUUUGCACGAUUUUCUCUAUAAUAGCUUUUAUUUUUGCUACAAUACCAUUAUAUUCAUGAGGAUGGCAUAAUCAAAUGUGAGUGAAUGAAUUGUAAGAAUGUUUUGAAUCUAAAUGAAGAGAGAUGUUGAUGUUUUGUACAGUUAUGGGCCAUUCGACGGGUCUGUCAUCUGUACGACACAGUAAUGCAUAAUUCUGGUUAGGAAUGUCAUUCUCUUCAAGGUGAUGUAUCCUAAAUAGGUACAGAAAGGUUUACAUGCAAGAUCUUCUUUUGUAUAUUUUGAUAUUAUUCUACACACGGGCUAUUAGUUUAAUGAGCUCUGUCCCCAAACAAGACCACAUUAAAUCUGAACCAAUCAUAGAUGUCUUUGUUUCACAAGUUUAGACAUCAAAGUACAGUACAGCACAGUAGAGUAGAGUACAAUACAGUAGAGUAGAAAUCAGUACAGUACAUUCUAGUGUACUCAACUGUAGUAUGCUCUGUGCUGAACUAUACUCUACUUUUCUUUACUGUACUGUGCUAUCCAAACUGAUUUGUGACUACGAUUUCAAGGCACAAGGCAAUGUUUCUUAAACAUACAGAAGGAAGAUACAUUUCUCCAAAUGAAAUGUGUUGAUAUUAGUUGUCAGGGGUCUUUACAUCAACAGUAUUGUAUUCUGAUGUCUUUUUCUGGUAGCUGUUUUCUAAGCCCCCUUUUCCAGAAAAUCAAAGCACUUGCUUAUUACUAAUUUCUAGGACAGGGAAAAAGGUUCAACAAUAUAUAUAGAGUCUUAGUUUUCUUUUGACACCCUCCUAUUUCAAAAAAAAAAUGUUAACCUUUAUUUAACUAGGCAUGUCAGUUAAGAACAAAUUCUUAUUUUCAGUGACGGCCUAGGAACAGUGGGUUAAACUGCUUGUUCAGGGGCAGAACGAUAGAUUUGUACCUUGUCAGCUUGGGGGUUACUAGUCCAACGCUUUAACCACUAGGCUACCCUGCCGCCCCUAUGACCUUCACAUGUUGGUGUUCAUGGGUCCUUUCACAUAAAAUGUACCUUAUUCAUCUCAUGGAUGCCAGUGUACACACGGAAAAACAAAUAUGAAUGGUACAACAAGCAAAAAUGAAUACGAAGCAUUAUAAAUUCACUGAAAUAGACAAAACUAUUCAGAUGCCUUAUCUUAUGUUUUGAGAGUGAACGACCCAGAAAGACCAAAUCCUCUGUUUAAACUUUUCUACUUAGAAGCUGUAAAGUUACACCAUUAAAGGGGCUACAUCUAUCUCUGAAUAUUCUCAUACCAUUAUAAGGAUGUUGUUUCUAAGAUUAUUAUUAUUAUUAUUCAAGGAAAAACAUGCCCAAGAUAUUUACAGCACUUAAACAAUGUUGAUUGAAUAAAUGCAAAUCAGUUUAUUUAAAUUCACAUCAUGUCUAACUCAAAAUGACAUGACUUAAAGUAAACAUGCUAAUAAACAUUUUGUAGCAUUUUUCAAUAAACCUCACCCAAAGAAA